CGAGCUGGUGGUCGAGCGAUGUUGCCAGUCGAUAUUUUUGCUCGAAUGCAGGUAGUGCAGAAAAAGUCAUUCGGUUGUCAGUCAGUCAUUGUCGAAAAACAUAUGUGAGAAGAGUGAGACGAUCGUUUCGAAAUAAAAGAUACCCAAAGGAGAAACGCAUUGUAAAUACUGGUAGAAACGCGAUCACGCACAUAGACACAGACGCCCGAGAGUAUCAAUAUUGUUUUUUUUAUGUUCCCAAGUCUUUGAACAGUUUUCAACCCCCCUGAAAACUGAUCAACUGUUACAUUAACUUUAUAUCUCUAUACAUAUUUUUUUUUGCGACUGCGAAAAAACGGAAGCUUUAAUGUUGCAUCCGGCAAAUCACCACAGAAACAAUGAUAAGACAGCAAUGGAUCAAUGGAGUUUAAGUAAUUUGGAUGAGUAUCCACGAGCUAAGAAGAGCAAACAGGAAAGCAAGAAGAAGUUGCGAUGCCACAUUACGAAAUCAUCAUCUACGAAGGGCAAUUGGGAGAUGCUCCCAGCUGCAGUCGUGGACAACGUCUUUAAAUACCUCAAAUUUAACGAUGUCAAGAGCGCAUCCAGUGCGUGCCGCAACUGGAGACACGGUCUCUAUCAUCCAAGAUUAUGGCAGCACGUCAGAUUUGAGAUCAGCGAGAAGAGUUUGCAGCGAUCGCGGUACCUUCGCAACAUGGUCGGCCAUAUGGUCACCGAUGCCACUGUCGUCUUCGGCUCGAUGUCGAAGGACUGCAUCGAAGAGUUCCUGGCUCUUCUCGAAUGCUUCACCUUCAGCAAUCAGCUUCAGUCCCUUAUGCUGAAACCCAGCCAUUGUCACGUCUUGCAUCCGGAUGAGACGAAGUGGCAGGAGACUGAGCAACAGUUGAUCGAACUCUUCAUGAAAAUAACAGAGGAGAAGUCGAUGACGCGACUCUCGUUCGGCUGUUUGGAGCAACUUCAGCAGAAAGUCAUCGAUAUCCUGCAUCAUCUCGCUAACGUCAAGCCCGAUAAGAUAACAACACUAGGUUUGGCCACCGUCAAAGAUGACCCGAGCAAUUACCUUUUGAACUAUUACGAUCCGCAGCUGAUCACUCCAUUCCAAAACCUAGAAAUUUUAAGUGUAGAUUAUGAUGUUUUAACGGACUUGUUUUUGGAUGGUUUAAAAAAUUGCCGCAACCUGAACAGGCUGGUUGUGCACGUUCACGGCGUCUGGGACGGACAUCCUGGUACAAGCGAGAAUGCCUGGAAGAAUUUUAAAGAACAACAUCCCGACUGUCGGCUGAGACUCAGCCUGAUUCACGCUUUCGACGAAGUCGCUGUCAUGCACAACACCAUCCUCAGAGACAACAUGCCUUUAAGUCAUCUCAGGGUCCUGUUCUGCGAAGGAUUGAAUAUCAUAGUAUUGGAGAAACUCUUGAUGUACAAGGACACUUUUGUAAGUUUGUCGUGGGUGGAUUGCGUCGAUAUGGACUCCAGAUACAACCUCAUUCAGUCGGACACACCACCAAACAUCAUUAUGCUUGCGUGGUUAUGCAAUAAACUAGAGGAGAUGAGGAUCAUCGGUUACAAAUUCUUCGAUCAGGAUUGGAUUGGCGUUGCCAAGCUACGCAGCAAUACGCUCAAAAAGUUGGAAAUCUCAAGCACAGACAUUCUGGACUCAGACUUGAACUUCAACAUUUUUAUUGAACUUCCUCUAAUAUUGGGUAAAAGCUGCAAAAUCCUCAACAGAUACGACCUGCAUCCCGUCUUCUUGGACAACUCUUCCGCUGAUUCAGAUGAGUACUUAUUGCCAAUUCUGUUGGCAGAUCUGCAGUAAAGGUCAAUUCAAAACAAAAACAAACUCACCCACACCAACCAAAAAAAACAAUAACAACAAAAACGAAUGAUUUUAUAUUAUUUUAUUAUUAAUUAAUUUCAUUCUUUGAUAGAGAAAGUCGCAAUGAACAUUCAACAGCAUGAAAUUCCGCCACACUAUAUAAGCUAUAAGUCAUCUAUAUUUAUAUAUUUAUAUACAUAAUAUUAUUAUUAAUUUGGUAACGUUAACUUUUAAGUUUUUUUUUUCCGAGGAAAAUGCGAGCGACGACUGGACUCGCCUCUUUUGGAAAUAUAU
Messenger RNA from Nicrophorus vespilloides, 2107 nucleotides. RefSeq lists its product as uncharacterized. The transcript has 7 exons. Gene Ontology annotation, molecular function: protein binding. Bases 347 to 1813 code for a protein of 488 amino acids. Gene Ontology annotation, biological process: SCF-dependent proteasomal ubiquitin-dependent protein catabolic process; positive regulation of protein ubiquitination. The record is from RefSeq and is a predicted model, not a curated record. Gene Ontology annotation, cellular component: SCF ubiquitin ligase complex. NCBI's taxonomy places the organism in Eukaryota, Metazoa, Arthropoda, Insecta, Coleoptera, Silphidae.